CAUCUGCAUUCAAGCCAAUUCUCAAUUCUUUGCGAGUGCAUUUCUGUUUCUCUCCACUAAAAAAGAAAUGGGUGUCCUUCAUCUUAACUCAGAGACUACAACAGCUGUAGCUCCAUCUAGGAUGUUCAAGGCUUUCAUCCUUGACUCCCAGAAUCUUCUCCCAAAGCUGGUGCCACAAUCAUUCAAGAACAUUGAGUUAAUCGAAGGCGAUGGAGGCGUUGGCAGCAUCAAGCUAAUAAACUUCCCUGAUGGAAGUUACUACAAGUAUGUGAAGCACAGGAUCGACGUACUCGACAAAGAGGACUUUGUGUGCAAGUACACUUUGAUUGAAGGCGACACUUUGGGGGAUAAGCUUGAAUCAAUUGUGUACGAGGUUAAAUUCGAGGCUUCUUCUGACAAUGGUGGAAGCGUUUGUAAGGUGGCCAGUGAAUACCAUACAAAGGGUGAUCAUGAAAUUAAAGAAGAAGUCUUCAAGGCAAGCCAAGAAAAAGCAGUGGAAUUGUACAAGGUUGUGGAAGCACAUCUCUUGGCAAACCCUGACCUCUAUGCCUAAAGUUCACUUAACCAGUUUCGAAUUGGUUGCUAUUCAGGAUUCUGUCAUACUGUGAUAUUUUCUUUUCUUUUUGUUUAUUCACCAUGUUUUGGUUUAAAUGUCUGGUCGAAGCUUGAAAGCUAGAGUUUGUUCAAUAAAUUUGCACCAAUUAUAAGGUGAGUGUCUCAAUAAAUUGCUAUUCUGUUGGAUAUUUUAA
Molecule: messenger RNA, 749 nt
Organism: Pistacia vera
Lineage: Eukaryota; Viridiplantae; Streptophyta; Magnoliopsida; Sapindales; Anacardiaceae
Product: major allergen Pru ar 1-like
Exons: 2
Coding region: 68-553 (161 amino acids)
Biological process (GO): abscisic acid-activated signaling pathway; defense response
Cellular component (GO): cytoplasm; nucleus
Molecular function (GO): signaling receptor activity; abscisic acid binding; protein phosphatase inhibitor activity
Source: RefSeq, a predicted model, not a curated record